Messenger RNA from Neurospora hispaniola, 1607 nucleotides. RefSeq lists its product as uncharacterized. Gene Ontology annotation, molecular function: 2-oxoglutarate-dependent dioxygenase activity. Gene Ontology annotation, cellular component: cytoplasm. The transcript is spliced from 2 exons. Bases 185 to 1381 code for a protein of 398 amino acids. The record is from RefSeq and is a predicted model, not a curated record. Lineage: Eukaryota; Fungi; Ascomycota; Sordariomycetes; Sordariales; Sordariaceae.
AAUCGCCGACGAUAGCAUCACCUAACAACACCAUGGCGAUACCUCUAGACCUUUCAGCGGAACUUUCGGCAUAAAAGGAGCUUCUUGCUACCACUCAGUCAUUCAGUCCGACAUCCAUUGAGCAAUCCGAGCCUUUUGUUCUCCAAGAUACCCUUUGGCAAUAUCCCUUUUCGCAAUCUUCACCAUGUCUCCUUCAGCAGUAGAGUCCGUCCAGCAGACGGUUGACGAGAUCAAGACCAAGGUCCUCCCUAUUCAGCAAAAGGCCGCCGCCAUCGAGACCGAUAGUCCUGAGGCGGAAAGUCUUCCCAAGAGAUUCGAGGAUCACAAGGAGCCCCUUGAGCUCAGUGGUGCUCUCGAACAAUUCGAGAACUUUGAGGUCACCCCUGUUAUCGGUCGCGAGUAUGUCAACGUCGAUCUAGUGGAGUGGCUGCGCGCCCCCAACUCUGACAAGCUCCUGAGGGAUCUUGCCAUUACCAUCUCCCAACGCGGUGUUGUCUUCUUCCGCAAGCAGGACAAGCUCACCGACGACCUCCAGAAGGAACUCGUCGACAGACUAGGCAAGCUCGCCGGCAAGCCCGCGACUUCGGGCCUUCACAUCCACCCCAUCAGCAACGCCAGCCGCGAGCAUGGUGUCGAAGAUAACGAGAUCAGCGUCAUCUCCUCCGCGCAAGCCAAGUCGCUGUACAAGGACAAGUACUUGUUCAAGGGUUUCGGUGUCAAUAGCGGCCGCCAGAGCGCCAAGGACCAAUGGCACUCGGAUAUCACCUUUGAGCCCAUUCCCAGCGACUAUGCCCUCCUGAGGCUGGUGCAGCUCCCCAAGACCGGCGGCGACACGCUCUGGGCCUCGGGCUACGAGCUCUACGACCGCAUCUCGCCCACUCUGCGCUCCUUCCUCGACACUCUCACUGCCUACUAUGCCCAGCCCCUGUUCAACGAGGCGGCCAAGCGCAACAACUUUAGCAUAUACAGCGGCGAGCGCGGCGCUCCCGAGAACGUAGGCGAGAUUCUCGAGGCUAUCCACCCCGUCAUCCGUACCAAUCCCGUUACCGGCUGGAGGUCAGUUUAUGCAGUCGGCCACCACUGCCAGCGCAUCCACGGCCUGACCGACGAGGAAAGCAAGCAUUUCCUUAACUGGUUCGUCCAGCUCAUUGUCGAGAACCACGACCUGCAGGUGCGCCUCAAGUGGCAGAACCCCAACGAUGUUGCCAUCUGGGAUAACAGGAGCGUGUACCACGCUGCCACGCCCGACUAUGUCUUUGAGGAAGGUCUCGGUGAGCGCAAGGGCAACAGGGCGGUCAGCCUGGGGGAGAGGCCGUACUUUGAUCCUCAGAGCACCAGCAGGAGGGAGGCGCUCAGUGUCAAGUCGCAUCUUGGGCUGUGAAAAGGUUGAACAUGUCAUUGUCCUCUUUCAUUUUCGGUUCUGUGUAGUUCAUAGCAUUUGAUGAUGUUGCGAUAUCCCGAUAUAAAUCGUACUUGGCAAUCAAUGUUGGUCGUUCCAGUGAUCGUAGAUUUUAUCCGUGUCGUGAUGUAGUCAGUGGCGUUGAGCUCUGAAUGGUAGUCUGGACUUAGUCAGUUGGUGGUUGCCAAGAAGCCAGAAUGAAGAAAAC